AGUUUGUACAGUGGAAAAUGUUCCAUCCAGUGCAGGAAAAACAAUCAAACUGACUGUGUUGAACAGUCGGGGGGACACAACGGAGACGCGACCGGAGAUUACGCACAGCUUUACUUGUGUGAUGUGUCUCUCGAUCGGCAACGGAUAUCCUAUAACCUACAUAUGCCUACAGAUACAGUAGCCUACAUCCACAUCUGGAUUAUUCAUCAUUUGGGAGGCUGAUUGACUGUUUCCUGUGGACAACCCGAAACAUGUCUCAUUCUUUAAAUACUUGAGAAGUGACGACAACUUUCCUCUUUUCGGACUUCACCAUACUAAUCACCGAAGAUAAGAAAUGUGGUGGCUUCAUACAAAUUAAUAAAAGGAUAUUACCGGAUUUAACAAUGCAAACAGAUCGAUUUCCUGAUUAGGAUUUGCAGUUUGAAGCACCAGGCAGUUUGGAGUCCCUGCAGCGGGGGGAUACAAAGCAAUGUUAUCUGCGGAGAUGCUCUGUUUGCUGAGGUUCGUGUCCGCGGAUGUUGCAGUUGGGUCGGGCUGCACACGGUGCCUUUGGGUGGCUGUGAUUGGACCGGACACAGACUGGGGCUGACUGAUGUUUGUCCGAGAGGAAAUGUUUUGGGGAGGAGAUCAAAAUGAGCUACUGGCGCAUGCGAGGAGGGGGAAGAUUGCCAGUCUUCACGAGCAAACGUAGCCUAUUACUAUGAGGACGGAGGAAACGCAUUUUUUCUCUUGGAUUUCAAUUCAAAACAGACCGCAAAUAACUUCUUACCAUCAGAUGUUUAUGUAUAAUUAAUGUGAUGCGUUUUGUUGCCUUUGCAAACUGUUACAAGACUGUUACAAGUUUAUAUUGCUAGUGUUUGUCCUUUCACUAAAGUUUUUGUUUUCUUCCUCUUUUUAACUAUCAUGCAUGGGACUUUCAUAAUGCAUAAUUUGUCUUAUAAAAUACAAUUUUUUGAACUCUUGAGCUUCUCCUGAAAAACAUAUCUCACAUGGACCUUUACUCAUAAAUAUCAACUGGAAUUAUGGAACAUUGCAGCAAACAUUUUUAAGGAAAAAAAGAAUCUGUUGCCUAAAUUUUGAAUGCAGUGAAAUGUAUUCACAAAUGCCAGGCAACAUGGCAGUAAACUGGGUUGUAUAUUCAGUUUUUUUACUACCGCUGUUUGCAGUGGGGACAGCUUUCUCUGGGGUCUUCAACGCCACAGACAGAGACAUUUAUACAGAUGACUUGCUGCAGGUCAGGUUCACACAAGACAGAGCGACUGAGCAAUGGAAACUCCGGUCUACUGAUUCCCAUCCAAACCUAUAUUUUAACCAAGUGGAUGUGUUGCACUUGAGGCAAAGGUCCUCCACCACCCACAGUCACAUAUUUAAAGUCAUCCGGGCGGCUGCGCUCACCAUGCUGUCUAACGUCCCCUUUUACAUGCCCCCUGUGAAACAUGCAGAGUUUACAAGCAAGUGGAAUGAGAUUUAUGGAAACAACCUGCCUCCCCUGGCUCUCUACUGCCUGUUAUGCCCAGAGGACUCUGCUGCCCUGCAGUUUCUUAUCAAGUUUAUGGAUAGGAUGACUGAAUAUCCAGACUGGAAGGUGACCAGUGCCCCUAACGACGAGGUCCCCAUGGCACACUCUCUCACUGGGUUUGCCACUGCUUAUGACUUCAUUUACUCCUACCUGGAUGAGCAGCGAAGGGAUGUUUACCUCAAGAAAAUUCGCUCUGAGACAGAUGAGUUGUAUGAGCUCUCAAAGUACAGGGGGUGGGGGAAACAGUAUCUCCAAAAUCAUCAAACCACUAACAUAUUAGCUGUCCUGACUGGUGCCAUAGUGGUUGGAUCACACGACGACCCAGAGUCAAUGAUCUGGAAACAAGUGGCAGUGAACUACAUGGAGAAAACUAUGUUUCUCCUAAACCAUGUUGUUGAUGGAUCUCUGGAUGAGGGUGUAGCCUAUGGGAGCUACACAGCCAAGUCCAUCACACAGUAUGUCUUCUUAGCUCAGCGCCAUUUCAACAUUGACAACUUGCAAAACAAUUGGCUGCGGGGACACUUCUGGUUUUAUUAUGCCACUCUGCUGCCGGGAUUUCAGAGAACAGUAGGCAUAGCAGACUCCAACUACAACUGGUUUUAUGGGCCAGAGAGCCAGCUUGUUUUCCUCGACACAUUCAUCAUGAGGAACGGGACGGGUAACUGGCUGGCUCAACAGAUUCGAAAGCACCGACCCAAGGAUGGUCCCAUGGGGCAGUCGUCUGCCCAGCGCUGGGCUACCCUUCACACAGAAUACAUCUGGUACAACGCCCACCUCACGCCGCAGCCUCCCCACGACUUUGGAAUAGCUAGGAUGCAUAUUUUCUCAAAUUGGGGUGUGGUUACCUACGGAGCAGGGCUACCAAAUGGCCAGGGUAAUACUUUUGUCUCCUUCAAGUCUGGCAAGCUGGGGGGCCGUGCAGUCUAUGAUAUUGUACAUGACAAGCCUUACUCCUGGGUGGAGGGCUGGAACAGCUUUAACCCAGGUCACGAACACCCUGAUCAAAACUCUUUCACAUUUGCUCCAAAUGGACAAGUAUUUGUGUCUGAAGCACUUUAUGGUCCAAAGUACAGCUACCUUAACAAUGUGUUAGUGUUCGGUCCGUCUCCUACCAGCCAGUGUAACAGUCCAUGGGAGGGUCAAUUGGGGGAAUGCGCUAAGUGGCUGCGUUGGACUGAUGAGGGGGUGGGUGAUGCAAGAGGGGAGGUGAUUGUCGCCUCCUCACACAGGGACACCAUGUUUGUGAGUGGGGAAGCGGCGUUGGCUUAUUCCCCCGCUAUGAGAUUAAAGAGUGUGUACAGAGCUUUAGUUCUGCUAAACUCACAGACUCUGCUGGUGCUUGACCACGUAGAGAAGUGGAGUGAUUCACCUGUUAAGUCCCUCAGUGCUUUUUUCCACAAUCUUGACAUUGAUUUUAAAUACGUCCCUUUCAGAUUCAUGGACAGAUAUAAUGGCGCCAUGAUGGAUGUGUGGGAUGCUCAUUAUAAAAUGUUCUGGUUCGACAGCGAGGGUCACAGCCCUGAUACCAGGAUACAAGAGGCAGAGCAGGCAGCUGAGUUUAAAAAGAGGUGGACCCAAUAUGUCAAUGUCACUUUCCCAAUGACAGGGACAGUCAGCAGAGUCGCUUAUGUCUUGCAUGGGCCAUAUGUCAAAGUGUCCAGCUGUAGAUUUACGGAUAGUAGCAAAAAUGGUGUGAGACUUUCUUUAACCAUAAAUAACACAGAGAAGAUAGUCUCUAUUGCUACAAACUACAAAGACAUAGGAGCAAGGUUGACUUAUUUAGGAUUCGGAGGUCACUGUAAAGUUGAGGAUGGAUACCAAAUCACUCGAUAUGGCCUUGGGACUCAACUCAUCCCCAAACAAAUAAGCAGUGAUAAUCAGCUGUUUGACUUUGGUUUCACAGUCAACGUGAUAGCGGGGGUUGUUCUGUGUGUGGCCAUAGGAUUUUUGACCAUGCAGAGAAAGUUUUAUGUCUGCUUCAGCCGGCUGAUGCGUUACGCCCUUCUCUCUGUGCUCAUCCUGUGGAUAGCCGAGCUUCUGUUUGUGUCCAACAGCUGCAAUGAGCUUCUCUGUGGGGUAAAAUGGAAAGUUGCGGGUGCCAAAAGCGAAGUAAACAAACAAAUCAGACUGUAUGAGCAGCACCGACUCCCCCUGCCCACCGUUGUCAUAACAACCCUUCCUGGAUCGGGAUCGGAAAUACUCAAGCACCUUUUCUACAACAACUCGGACUUUGUUUACAUCAGAGUUCCCACCGAGCAUGUUGACAUUCCCGAGACCGAGUUUGAGUUUGACUCCGUGGUCGACGCCUGUGAGUGGUCAAGGUCAGACGCCAUUCACGGACGGUUUAAGAUUAUUCAGGGCUGGCUUCAUUCGCUGGUCCACAACACCAAGCUGCACUUGCAGAAUAUUCAGCUGGUAGAGGGCAGCUGGUUCAAACAGACCCAGAGAGUCAGCCCUUCUAGGGACAGAAAGAAAAGAUCCAGAAGGAGAGAGCCGGUGUCUGAGUUGAAGGGCAAGCUUAAAGUAAGUCUGGCCAGGGAUGCAGAGUACGUUAGGGAGAUAAGACGCCAUGUUGUGGAGUACCCUAACGCCCGGGUGGUCCUCAACAUGCAAAGCGGAAGCUGGCCGCUCAAGCUGCCUUUCAUUCAGGAGGUUGUGGGAUCUUCCCUCAGGACAAUCUACAUGGUGAGAGACCCUCGAGCGUGGAUUUAUCUCAUGGUUUAUAACAGCAAACCCAGCCUUUACUCCCUUAAAAAUAUACCGCAGCACCUUUCCUUGAUAUUCAAGGAGGAUACUGUCAGUAACGGGUGCCCAACUGCAGCGCCAGAGUUUAAAAUAAUCCAGAGGCUGCUGUCCCGUUCUGAGACAAACCCCAUCCUGAUACUGGCUCAUCUGUGGCUGGCUCACACCGCAGCGGUGCUGAGAGUCAGCAAGAGCGUCCCAGAGGAGUCCUACCUCCGAGUGAGGUUUGAGGACGUGGUCAACUUCCCGCAGGAGACAGCGGAGAGCAUACACACAUUUCUGGGGGUGCCCGUCUCACCCGCAGCCCUCAACCAACUUCAAUUCACGACAUCCACAAACCUGUACAAUCUAAUGUACGAAGGAGACAUUUCACCAGCCAACAUUAACAUGUGGAGACAAAAUAUGCCUCGAAAGGACAUCAGACUAAUAGAGGACGUGUGUGGGAUUGUGAUGAGGAGGCUGGGUUACACAAGGUUUGCCAGUUAACUUGCUGCUGCUGGUCAGCUGAUAUUGAGCUUGAGUCUUGUUUACUGCUGCCAUUGAGUUCUGUAAACUUUUUUUUUUUUGCACUGAACUUAAAGAAACUGGGUAGCAUGUUUGUCUUUUUCCUGUUUGUUUUGUUUGUUUUUGACUGCAGCAACAGAUGUUCGUGAGGGAGGAAUAUUUUACAUUCAAAUAGGUGGAAAGGCAGCUCAUGUUCUUCUUCCCCCCCCAGCAGCUUUUCAUUCACAUUCACUUGUAGCAGUCUUUUAUUGAGUGAGACUUCAGACCAUUGCUGUCUUACAUGCAGAAUUGCAUUUCAGCACACAUUUUAUUUUAUUGCAGCAUGCAACAGCACAGUUUUAUAGUGAUGAUUGUUAACUGUUUGUCUUAGUGAAAGAUGAGGAAAUUAGAGUUUUUUCCAAUCCCUAAUCUGUAAUGUCAGAAAAACGCUUGUGCAAAAUUCACUUCUGUUCAUACUGGCAUUCAUUGUUGUUGAAUGUUGGAUCAAGACGUAUUUACUGGUUUAAAACAGAUACGUUAUGAAGCUUAUUAAGAAGUAAGACUUGUAUUUAUUGACUUGUCUCCUAAUUUGAAGCUUUAGAGAGAGUUUUCAUAGACUAAUUUGGCUGUCAUUUGGCCAAACUUUUUUCCCCUUUAAAACUAAAAUAAUGCUGCAAUAUAUAAACUCUUUAGGAAAGCAGAAACAAGUGCAUUAGAUUAUAGACAUGUGAAUGGUAUGGAUUGUAUUUCCAUUACAUUGAUAGAGAGAUUUUAUUUGAAGCUCAAAGAUGUUACGGUGGCUUAUCACUUUUGCAGGGACUCCUUUGAUUGUAUGUGGGAUUCAGUGCAUUUUACACAGCUAGCUUUACUCUAUGUACUCGAUUAGCUUGGAAAUAUAAAACCUCUGAAGAAAUUAUGUGUAGAAGAAAGAAAGUUAGAAGUAUUUAUGGGUUCCAAAGACACAUAUCCCAAAGGAUCAGGAAUAUGAAUAUGGUUAUUAUAACUCCCUUUGGCAAUUAUUGAAUUAGAUUAGAGGAAAGUGCUUAAUAGGGAUCAAACUAAAAAAAACAACAACCUGUCAGCCUUGACACAUUUUUAGUCAUAGCAAUUUCCAAAGCAUCCCCCUCAGCUACUCAUAUUAAUCUGCAAAAUACCAUAACUCAGGCUCACCCUGUGCUUUAUUGUUGUGCUGUUUUCACUAUAAAGGCCUGGAGGAAAUGCAGUUUUCAUUUUCUGGUCAAUCAGAUAUCCAAUGAUCUUUUGGGGGCUUUUGUCUUGUUAGAGUUCAGCGAGCAGUGGACUGAGCAGGCGAUGAAUAUUAAGUACAGCUAAAGAAGAAAACAGAAAAUGUCUGAGACUGUUUCUACUCUGUGAUGUUAUGCUCUUUGGCCUGGGCCAAAAUAUACGCUCCUCAGUAACCUUUGAUAUUGCUUGCUGAAACAUUUCUGUACUGUAAAUGGAUCACAUGUAACAUGCAGAUGGUUUACUCAAUUAGCAACUGUCCUCAAGCAUCCAUGCACAAAGGAAAAUCAUACUGUGCCCAUUUGGAAAUAUCCAUCCUUCCUCAGCUAGAAACAGUCCUGUUUGUUUUCUUCUCUCCCAACACUGAAACCCUUGACUGCCUGAAAAAAACCUUGUUUGAUGUUUGUGGUCUUUGAAUGUGUAGACUUGGCAGACAUGGUUUCACUUUGGUGUUGCAAUCCUGUUAACAACUCUGUUUUGUAUUUGCUCGUGGGGAUAUGGUUCCUUGCUUCUGUGGCCUUGAAUUACAAUCAUUUUCUUCAUAACGGUUUUCUGUGGGCUCUGGAGCAAGAGGUGCCGAUAAUGUAAAGAAAAUAAUAAAUUCAUAAAUAUAUCG
This is a messenger RNA of Etheostoma cragini (Arkansas darter), 6602 nucleotides long. RefSeq names its product dermatan-sulfate epimerase-like protein. Bases 1091 to 4747 code for a protein of 1218 amino acids. Gene Ontology annotation, molecular function: chondroitin-glucuronate 5-epimerase activity; sulfotransferase activity. NCBI's taxonomy places the organism in Eukaryota, Metazoa, Chordata, Actinopteri, Perciformes, Percidae. The record is from RefSeq and is a predicted model, not a curated record. The transcript has a single exon.